GCAAGAGUGACCAGAAUAAAAACAGCAACAACAGACAGGGUGGAGGGGGAAAAAGCAAAGUGAAGCAUUGAAAACUGGGCUUUUGUCGUCUCCUAAUACCAUAUCGUUCUCCUUUUCACCCCCCCCCCCUCUCAUCACUCCUCAACUUGUGUUAAUUAGGUAGCAGAGAAUAAAACCAGCUCCUCUGGAGAGGGGUGGUGCAUUUGGGAGCGAGAUGGCUCACGGAAAGGUUCGGCUGCUCCUCCACGGACUCUUCCUCGUAGCGGCGAUUCAGCCCACUCUGCAAGGAGGCGUGUAUGUACCACCUGGUGCGGGGAUAGGCACUGGACCAGGAACUGGAUUUUUUCCAGGUGGUUAUGGAGGUGGAGGCCAAGGCGGUGGACCAGGAGGUGUGGUGCCAGGAGGUGUUGGCCAGACUGGAUUUGGUAUUGGAGGCCUUGGAGCAGGACAAGGAGGUAAAGGACCAAAGCCAGGUUACGGCAAUCUAGGAGCCGGUGGCAGUUAUGGAACUGGAGACCUCGGCGGCGGUGGUUAUGGAGGAUAUGGUGGAGUCCCUGGUGGAAUCUUCCCAGGAGCUGGACAGAAGGCUGGUAAAAGAGGUGCCGGCGGCCAUCUGCUCCCAUUUGGAGGAGCAGGAACGGGAACUGGAACUCUUCCUGCUGGAGGCCCUGUUAUCCCCCAGACAGGCUUGCCAGGAGGGGGUGGUGCUGGAUCAGGAAAAACGGCUUCCAAAGUACCAGGUGUGGGUGUACCUGGGCUUUAUCAAGGUGGAUUGGUACCAGUGAAUGGAUUUGGUAACCGUGGAGUUCUUCCAGGAGUUGCCACUGGCAAUGGCCUCAGUCAAAAAUCACUUGGAGCAGGCGGACAGGGUGUGCUGGGAGCAGGCUACGGAGGGCAGAUGCAACCCGGAGUGUUCCGUGGAUACCCUCUGAAAUCACCCAAAACUCAAGGUGGCUACGGAGCAAAGCCCGGAGGCGGAAAACUUCCCUUUGGCUACGGGGGGUUUGGUAAUCAAGGAGCUGGUCUUCCAGGAGGUAAAGGUGGCCCUGGGUCAAAGCCUGGAUUUCCAAUUGGAACUGGUGUCGGUGGGGCUGGUGGUUUUGGUGCCGUUGCUGCCGGCGCUGGUGGUUUUGGUGCCGUUGCAGGUGGUUUGGGUGUCGGUGGCACAGGUGGACUAUAUCCAGGGCAGAGUCCAGGAGCGGGCUAUGGACCUGGGUCCAAAGCUGCUAAAUAUGGUGGUGUGCCAGGUGGCGUACCAGCUGGUGUUCCUGGUGGUGUACCAGGUGGUGUACCAGGUGGUAUACCAGGAGGUGUACCAGGAGGUGUACCAGGAGGUGUUCCAGGUGGUGGAUAUUUACCAUCAGCCAAAGCAGCUAAAUAUGGGGGUGUACCAGGCGGUGUGCCGGGGGGUGUACCAGGUGGUGUACCAGGCGGUGUGCCAGGGGGUGUACCAGGUGGUGUGCCGGGGGGUGUUCCAGGGGGUGUACCAGGAGGUGUUCCAGGUGGUGGAUAUUUACCAUCAGCCAAAGCAGCUAAAUAUGGGGGUGUGCCAGGGGGUGUACCAGGUGGUGUAUCGGGGGGUGUGCCAGGGGGUGUACCAGGUGGUGUACCAGGGGGUAUACCAGGAGGUGUUCCAGGUGGUGGAUAUUUACCAUCAGCCAAAGCAGCUAAAUAUGGGGGUGUACCAGGAGGUGGUGGAUAUCUCCCAUCGGCAAAAGCAGCUAAAUAUGGUGGUGUACCUGGUGGUGUACCUGGUGGUGCACUGGGCGGCGUACCAGGUGGUGUGCCAGGGGGCGUACCAGGGGGCAUACCGGGGGGCGUACCAGGGGGCGUACCAGGGGGUGUACCAGGAGGUGGUGGAUAUCUCCCAUCGGCAAAAGCAGCUAAAUAUGGGGGUGUGCCAGGUGGAGUACCAGGAGGUGUGCCAGGUGGAAUCCCAGGAGGUGUACCAGGGGGUCUACCAGUCGGUGUGCCUCGUGGUGUACCAGGGUUUGGUGGAUAUCAACCAGCAGCCAAAGCAGCGAAAUACGGUGGAGUACCAGGUGGUGUAUCUGGGGGUGUGUCUGGGGUUGGCGGAUAUCAACCAGCAGCUAAAUAUGGGAGUGCACCAGCUGGAGUACCAGGAGGUGUGGCUGGGGGUAUACCAGGCGGAGUACCUGGUGGAGUACCAGGAUUUGGUGGAUAUCAACCAGGAGCCAGUGCAGCGAACUAUGGUCGUUUUCCUGGUGGCGUACCUGGUGGCGUUCCAGGUGGUGUACCUGGUGGCGUACCUGGUGGUGUUCCAGGUGGUGUACCAGGUGGUGGAUAUUUACCAUCAGCCAAAGCAGCAAAAUAUGGUGGUGUCCCAGGAGGUGUCCCAGGAGGAGUGCCAGGUGUUGUGCCAGGUGGGGCACCAUUUGCCCUACCAGGUCAGAGAUUUCCAGGCGCUGGUCAAUAUUCACCAGCAGCGAAAGCAGCAAACUAUGGGGGAGCAGGAACAGGGUUCGGAACAGGAGGACUGGGAGGAGCUGGAGUAGGAGCACUACCUGGUUUGGUAUCGGGAGGAGUUGGAGGUGGACAAUACUCUGCUGCUGCAAAAGCUGCUAAAUAUGGAGGAGCAAGGGCAGGUUUAGGAACAGGAGAACUUGGAGGAGCAGGAACAGGAGUAGGCAGAGUGCCUGGCUUUGUUCCAGGAGGAGUUGGAGACGGACAAUAUGCUGCUGCAAAGGCUGCCAAAUAUGCUGGAGCAGGAGCAGGGUUAGGAACGGGUGGACUAGGAGGAACAGGAGUAGGAGGAGUACCUGGAUUGGUACCAGGAGGAGCUGCAGGUGGACAAUACUCUGCUGCUGCAGCUGCGAAAGCUGCCAAAUAUGGAGGAGCAGGAGCAGGGUUGGGGGCAGGAGGCCUGGGGAGACUCGGAGGAGUUGGAGGCGGACCAUACGCUGCUGCUGCUGCGAAAGCUGCUAAAUACGGAGGAGCAGGUGCAGGUUUGGGUGCAGGAGGACUGGGAGGAACAGGUGGACAAGUACCUGGCUUCGUACCAGGAGUUGGGGGUGGACAGUAUUCUCCUGCUGCAAACGCUGCCAAAUAUGGAGCAGGGAUAGGACCGGGAGGACUGGGAGGUACAGGUGGACAAGUACCCGGUUUUGUUCCCGGAGGAGUUGGAGGUGGACAAUACUCAGCUGCUGCAAAAGCUGCCAAAUAUGGAGGGGCAGGCGCUGGGUUAGGAACAGGUGGAUUGGGAGGAACAGGUGGGCAAGUACCCGGUUUUGUUCCCGGAGGAGUUGGAGGUGGUCAAUACUCUGCUGCGGCAAAAGCUGCCAAAUACGGGGGAGCCGGAAGAGGGUUCGGAACAGGAGGCCUGGGGGGAGCAGGAGGACUGGGAGGAACAGGAGUAGGAGGAGUACCUGGUUUGGUACCAGGAGGAGUUGGAGGUGGACAAUACACUGCUGCUGCUGCUGCAAAAGCUGCUAAAUAUGGAGCUGGAGCAGGAGUUGGAGCAGCAGCGGGAGGAGGAGGAGGAGGAGGAGGAGGAGUAGGGCCAGGAGCAGUUGGAGGCGCCGUUUCCGGAGUAGGUCUUGCCUUGCCGGGAGCGACACCACACACUGGGGUCAGCGGCCUCCCUGAUGGUUCUGCUCUUGCUGUACCAGGUGGCCCGGGCGAUAACAUUGCUGGAAAGCCACCAAAGGAUGCAGGUCCUUCUGGAACUCCUGUUCCAGGCCUCACGUCUAUUGCCACAAAUGGCAAGGCCACAGAGCUCCCACUGCCCACUGGUACAAAAGGUCAAAGUCCAACCGGUGUUGGUGAUGGUGUUGGGACAGCGAGCAAGGCACCAAAACCAAUUCCACAAGGCAGUGGAACAGAUAUUGGUCCAGGCGGAGUAGGUUACCCUUAUGGAGCUCCUUAUGGGGUUGGAACUGGUAUUGGAACUGGAACAGGGGCUGCAGUGCUGCCUGGUGCAAAGCCCUUGAAACCUCCCGUCGUAGGGGGAGCAGGAGCUGGAGCAGGAAUCCCACUGGGAGCAGGAAGCUAUCAAGGUGGUUUGCCGUAUCCUUCUGCAGUCGGACUGGGCGGUGCCGGCGGAGGAGCCAAAGCCCCCAAACCAGGUUACGGAAAUCUUGGUGGCGGUGGUGGUGGUGGUGGUGGUGGUGGUGGAUAUCAGCCCCAGCCAGGUGGAUACGUGCCAGCACCACUGACUCCUCAACAAGCUAAAGCAGCCAAGUACAUUGGGAAUCCAUUGCAAGGCUUUCUGGGUGGUGCAGGAGCAGGAGGAGCCUACAGAGGCGGAGCAGCAGGCGCACCGUGUCAGGGCAAAUACUGUGGCAGGAGGAAGUAAAUCCGUUCCUGAGGUGUGACGUGGCCUGAAGAAAAACAUGGUGCUACUGCAUGAACUAGAAUGUACAUUUUAAAACACAAAUGUUUUUACUGACUUGACUUCAAUGUCUGCUCUUAUGCAAACCCACCGACCAAGAGUUGUGUACUUUUUUUUUCCAACCCUCAUGUGUGACAUGUAUUGCUGACAGUGCCUUCAGUCGUAAAUGUGUGAAUGUCAGUACGCUCUUAGACCCCGCCCCCCCUUCCUUUAUGUAGCCUUCUACUUCAAAUACUGUAUAAUGUGCGUCAUCCCGUGCUCAUUCCGAUGGCAGACUUGUACAACCGUGUGUUGUUCAUGUGGUUCGGACAUUUGGGGACACAGCGUAAGACUGCUUGAAAAGGUUGCCUGCUGAAGUGACCUGUGCAGGAUGUUCCAGCGCGCCCUUUUCAAUCUUGAACCAGUCAAGCUGGAAUGUUGCAGCACACCACCUCUGUAACUCAUGAUAAGGUGAUUUUUGGUGGCCAAAUCGCAACAUCGUCUCCAGGCCCUCCUUCCUCACUGCUAUUUUUAGCCCCGUCGGUUAUAAAGUAGUGGGAAAUGGGACUCCAGCCAGCCCAUCUGUUCUCAUUUGCCCUUUUUCUCCCCUAAUUUUAUUUGCCUGAGCAUUUUUAAUUUCGACAAAUGCUUUAUUGAGAUCAGUCUCUAAAAUGGAGUUGCCUUAUACUUUUAUUCUUCCGGUGUAUUUCUAGAAAGUUUGCAUUUUUUGCGCGUGAUGCUUUUUCCUCAAGUGUCAUUUCAGGAGUUAUUUUCAGUUAUGUAAUAAUGUGCAUUCAAGCUUAUAACUCAUAUCGUAUUAUUACAAUUGUGUGAACAUGCAGUCAGACCAAGCCUUGAUUCAUGAAUCGUAAUACAGAAUAACACUUUUGUUUAAUGGGUGCAUCCGUGCCCCAUUGUUCAUUUACUUGAACUGCUUUAGAGGAAAAAAAAAAGCUUAAAUGAUCAAAGGUUCAUGGGUGCUGUUGCUGUUCUUUCUGUAAUUGUGUACUGUAUUUUGUACUAAUAUGAAAGUUGUUGGCAUUGGUUCAUCCACUCGGAGCACUUUGAGCCUCACUGGGUCAGAUGUGCCAUGGGAUACAGUACAUCUUUAUUUAAAACUAUUUCCAAAAAGAGGAACAUUGUGGUUUUGCACUUUUUAAAAAUAAAAAAAAAAGAAUGUUUCCACACACACACGUGCACAGACUCACAUGAGUUAAUAUAUCCUGCCGUUGUAUUCGCAUCAUCAAAUAACAAAAAUAAAAUGUGUUUGAAAACUACAAAAA
Messenger RNA from Hippocampus zosterae (dwarf seahorse), 5613 nucleotides. RefSeq names its product elastin a (gene elna). The transcript has 51 exons. The record is from RefSeq and is a predicted model, not a curated record. NCBI's taxonomy places the organism in Eukaryota, Metazoa, Chordata, Actinopteri, Syngnathiformes, Syngnathidae. The coding region runs from base 215 to 4315 and encodes 1366 amino acids. Gene Ontology annotation, molecular function: extracellular matrix structural constituent.